AUGCGAGUCGCAUUGUCUCUGAUCCUUCGUCUUUCCUCCUCCCCCCCACCUCACCCCCCUCGCUCCCCCACUUCCCCUCUCUUCCUCCCUCUCUCCCCCGUCCCUCCAUCCAUCCUAGCCUUUCAUUUCCUCCCCCUUUCCAUGCCAACCCCCCCAACCCCCAACCCCAUGCCUUCCCACACCUCCAUAUUACCCCUCUUAUCUCCUCCCCCUCUUCCUGACCCCCCUCCUCGCCGCCCGCUCCCCGCUUCUCCUCCUCUCUACAGUACCCGUCAUGCAGUGCAAGUACUAUGCGAGCAAGGCAGCACUCAAUACCCCUUCUCCUCCUCUUUUGUCGUUUGUGGUGCAGAACAGAAAGAGGUUGCAGCCAUUUGGCAGUACGGCACUCCGCUCUUCAUGCCGGCGCGGGGCGGUGGGCAGUCUGUCUGCCUGUGCUGUGCUGCCCAUGAUUGCUCCCCUGCUGCCUUCCCUCUUCCCCUCCCCACCCCUCACUUCCCUCUUCCCCUCCCCACCCCUCACUUCCCUCUUCCCCUCCCCACCCCUCCCUUCCCUCUUCCCCUCCCCACCCCUCCCUUCCCUCUUCCCCUCCCCACCCCUCCCUUCCCUCUUCUCCUUCCCACCCCUCCCUUCCCUCCUCUUCCCUUCCCUCCCUUCCUCUCCUCCUUCCUCCUUCCUCCUUCGUCCUUUCCCUUUGUGCUCUCCACCCUCCUUUCUCUCCCCUACUGCACGGCGAGGGGGGUACAGCGAGCUAGAGGCUACGGCAAGCUAGUACAGAAGGAGAUAGCGGCCAUUCAGCAGUAUGGAGCGCCACUCUUCAUGCCGGGAGAGGGGGGCAGUCCGGGAGGCAUGCCCCCCUCCUUUGGCCACUCGCCCUCGGUGCCCCGCCAACCCAUGAGCCACCGCAUGCAGCAGCGACUGGGCAAUCAACAGGGACCCACCCAUGAGCCACCGCAUGCAGCAGCGACUGGGGGGAGGGGGGGGGCGUUAUCACCCGUUAUCCCAUCCUUUCCAUCCUACUCCAUCUCAUUCCAUCGCACUCCACCUCAUUCCAUCGCACUCCACCUCAUUCCCACCCAUUCUGUUGUCUGUCUGUCCUCUCAGGGCGGGCGCAGCGCUACUCCAGGGAUGACAGGCAGCGAGGCGGCUACAGAGAUGGGGGUGGGGGAGGAGGUGCAAGAGGGAGAGACGACAACGAGCCUAUGCAAGAGGCAGGGAGACAAGGGAGAGUCUAGACCGAACCAAGGGAGAGGCGGUGGGAUGCGCAAGAGAGGCAGGGAGGCAAGAGAGAAUGCACAAUUAUCCAAUCCCACCCCUUACUCCCCUGUCCUCCCCCACUUCCUCACCUCCCCUUCAACACUCCCCCUCUCCCCCGCCCCCCUUUUUCGCUUCUAA
Messenger RNA from Closterium sp. Naga37s-1, 1392 nucleotides. The record is from the annotation of a GenBank genome assembly. Lineage: Eukaryota; Viridiplantae; Streptophyta; Zygnematophyceae; Desmidiales; Closteriaceae.